CUUCGAUGGCCCCAUCCCAGGAUUGGCGAUGCUGGUGUGAUUCAGGAAAUAAUCAGUAACAAACCACACCGAUAAAAACAGCCCAUCAUGUCAGAAAUAUCCUUCUCAGAGGCCGAUGCGCAGGCAUUGAAGGGCAAGGUCGUCGUCCUUACAGGCGGUGCUCAGGGCAUCGGAGCUGCCACCGUCGGCUUGCUGCAUGGCUUCGGAGCACACGUCUACUUUGGAGAUUGGAACGAGGAGAAGGGCCAGCAGGUGGAGCAGGAAGCCAAGGCGAGCAGCAAAAGCAACAACGGAGGCUCCGUCUACUUCAGGCAAGUCGAUGUGCGGAAUCACGACUCCCAGCUUGCGCUGUUCGACGCCGCGCACGCGGCCCAUGGUCGGGUAGAUGUUGCCAUCUCCUGUGCGGCUAUCACCGAGUCUCCGGGAUGGUUCGAGCCGCAGGACCUCAACUUGGAAACAGUCAGAAAGGAACCACUGCCGGUUAAGAACAUUGUGGACAUCAACCUCACAAGCGUCAUCUUGUUCUCACGGAUUGCGCUGGCAUUCAUGAAGGCGGAUCCGAAGGAGGAUUCGGCUGGUGUAAAGUUCUCCAAGUCGAUCGUCCUCGUCUCGUCCAUUGCCGGCAUCACGGAAGCUCCGGGGCUUUUCGCGUACUCGGCAUCGAAGCACGGAGUCAUCGGCAUGAUGCGGGCCCUGCGGCCAUGGGCACCAAGCAAAUACGGCAUCCGGGCAAACGCCAUCUGCCCGUGGGCAACAGACACUCAGCUCCUGGCCGGUGUGAAGGCGAAGUGGGUAAAGGAGAAGAUGCCCAUGAACCAGCCCGCGGAUGUUGCUCGCAUGAUCGUCCAAUGUGCGGCCGAUGGGAACCUCAACGGGAAGGCCGUCUACGUGGCCGGCGGGCGCGGCUACGACACCGAAGAGGGUGUUGACAGAACGCGGCCUCAAUGGAUGGGCGAGGAGAACGCCGUCAUCUUCCAGCGAGGUCAGGAAAUUCUAGGACUGGGAGACAACUGGACCGACAAUAUUUAAUCCUAGGAGAGAAAACGAGGAACAACCCCUGGAAAACGAGGAACAACCCCUGAUUAUAUCAAGACUACAUGUACUACGUCCUCUCUAGUGUGUCUAGUUUACCUCCUGCUCAUUGCGGAC
This is a messenger RNA of Phialemonium atrogriseum, 1149 nucleotides long. RefSeq lists its product as uncharacterized. Gene Ontology annotation, molecular function: oxidoreductase activity, acting on the CH-OH group of donors, NAD or NADP as acceptor. The record is from RefSeq and is a predicted model, not a curated record. NCBI's taxonomy places the organism in Eukaryota, Fungi, Ascomycota, Sordariomycetes, Cephalothecales, Cephalothecaceae. Gene Ontology annotation, cellular component: cytoplasm. The coding region runs from base 88 to 1029 and encodes 313 amino acids. The transcript has 4 exons.